Molecule: messenger RNA, 2295 nt
Organism: Siniperca chuatsi (mandarin fish)
Lineage: Eukaryota; Metazoa; Chordata; Actinopteri; Centrarchiformes; Sinipercidae
Product: trypsin-like
Exons: 5
Coding region: 472-1251 (259 amino acids)
Biological process (GO): proteolysis
Molecular function (GO): serine-type endopeptidase activity
Source: RefSeq, a predicted model, not a curated record
UCGGUUAUGGCGCUCCAUGUAUGCUUUACCUGCCAGCGUAUUGCACCCUGCAGUUAUGAUAGUUAUGGAUAACUCAGCAGUUAAGUCACAGAUUUUUGACACGAAGGAGCAGGGUUCGAAUCCUCCUCGGGGCGCAUUGAGCAAUGACCAUCAGUGUGGGUCCAAUCUUAUUUUGACACACAAAUAGACAACAAAGGUGCUCUAACCUGGCUCUCUCAGUUCAAAGGAAUUCAUAUGUGGUGUUUGUAUUCAGAAUGCUGCACAGUUCUUUAAUAAAGUCCUUUAUUGCUGUCCUAGGCUUCUCCUUGUCCUACCCUCACAGUUCAUUUGAUUGCCAUAUUAGGUAUCGUACAUAAUGAAAGGACUAUUGGGAGUGGCUGAUGGCCUCCUAUAGCUUUGUAGCACUCACUAUAAAAAGAUGAAGCAUCAGACAGUCAGCCACCUGAAGUGAUCUAGAUCAGAGGGACCACAAUGAAGCUCUGCUUUUUCUUUGUUUUGACGCUCGCUGGUGCUGCAUCAGGGGCCAUUGAGAAGAGGAUUGUUGGGGGUAAAUCCUGUGGCAAGGAGAGGCAGUACCAUGUCCAGAUACAGUCUGUCCAGGGGGGGAAGUCCUGUGGAGGCUCUCUGAUCAACACCCGCUGGGUCAUCACUGCUUCUCACUGUGCAGAACAGCUUGUGAAAGUGAAGCUUGGCGUAAACAAUGAUGUGUCACUUAUUUCAAAAGCAUGGUCGUUCUUAAAAGGAUCAUCCAAAAAAUAUGAGCAAGACAUUCAAACUGACAAACAGUUUACCUUCAAAGACGAGGAGGGGCAUUUCCAUGACAUCAUGCUCAUAAAACUGAAUGAGGAUAUGUCUGGUAAACUUCCCACCAUCAAGCUUCCUCCUGUUGGGUGUACCAGACCAGCGAAGGAUCAGCAGGUUGAGGUUGGAGGCUGGGGAGCCAAGACGGCCGACGUAAAAAAGGCCAAAACCCCUGGCAGUUUGAGGUGUGCCAGCACAGAUAUCCAAGAUUGUGGUGAGAAUGAUAAACCUGGUAGCAAGUACCACAGUGAUGAGACUACCACCAUGUGUGCCUUUAAGGCCGGUGUGGAGACCUGCUUUGGGGAUGCAGGUUCAGCUGUGGAGCAUAACAGUCUCUUACAUGGGAUUAUUGUCAGCAACCCCGUUGAUAAGUGUGCAAACCCGAUUGUAAUGCUGGAUAUCUGUCACUACAGGGAGUGGAUUGAUAAAAUCAUGAAGGAAAAUCCAUGAGUAACCCUCACAGGUUAAUACAGAAAUCACAAAUAUCUCAUAUCUUUUCAUUUAUAAUCAUAAUCACCUAAUUUCGUGUUAGUUUACUUUAGUAUAAAACUGAACGACUAGGGGGGAGUCAAUUCCAGGUAUGGUUAGACUGGUUUGCUCCUUGGCAAACAAAUUAUAUUAAAGGGCAUUUAGGGCCACUGUGCUAUCUAGAUGUCUCUCUUUAAAAAUAUGAUUGUGGGCUAUAUUUAAAUACUUGUUUUCUUUCUGAAUUCCUUCUCUAAAACCAAAUUUUCCCCCAUGAAUUAAAAAGAUGAUCCUUAAAAAGGUGAUCUCCCAGAGCUCAAGUGUUAUCUGUUAUCUCUUUACAGUGUAUUUGCCUGUCAAAUGUCUUAUUUCCAUAAGAGUUUGACUGCUUUCAAAUUGUGGUCGUAUUUUCACUUUACAAGGGACAUGGGUACAGCCAUACAGUAUAUACAGAGCAUAGAAACUUUUCCCUUGUACUCUACCACUGCUAUUUACUACUUAAGGGUGUUAUUUUGUUAUAGUACCCCUAAAUCCUAAAUUACUGUUGAUUUAGAACUACACUAUAACACAGUUAUGGUGUGUAUCUUGAUACUUCUGGAUUCAUAAAUUCAGAUCAGUUUUAAAUACAAUUAAAAGGACAGAACUAGAGACGUGAAGUGUGAUCACUAUUUUUCAGCAUGCCAUGUAUCAACACACUUUAAUAGGUGUUGAAAACAUACCAACCCAUAUGUUGCUGUACGAGGUAUAACAAGAUUCUGUAGUCUCUAAAGACUCAACUUUUUAAUUCAGAUAAGCACAUAAAUACAUAGAAAUGUUUCAUAUGAUUGAAUGAUAUGCACUCAUUAUCAUUACAGCUGUUCUUCUAAAGCCUUCACAAGACUGUUUGGAGGCAGCCUAUAAAAAUUUAAAUUGGCCAGUUCUUUGCACAAAAGCACCUAGACUUGUGUCUGACUCUCACUUGCGCACACACACACACACACACACACACACACACACACACACACACACACACACACACACACACACACA